Molecule: messenger RNA, 633 nt
Organism: Sporothrix brasiliensis 5110
Lineage: Eukaryota; Fungi; Ascomycota; Sordariomycetes; Ophiostomatales; Ophiostomataceae
Exons: 2
Coding region: 1-633 (210 amino acids)
Biological process (GO): kinetochore assembly; DNA repair
Molecular function (GO): protein heterodimerization activity
Source: RefSeq, a predicted model, not a curated record
AUGCCGCCACAAAUAACAGCAGCACGCCCCAGCCGAGGCACACCAAGCGGCACCAGUGGUUUUCGAGGCACAGGUGCGUUUAAGCCACCAAGGCCUGUCGCAGGGGCAGCAGGCGCUGGCGCGACGGCUAGGACAGCAGCAGCAAAAGACACGGCUCGGAGUCGGCAACCGGUCGAUGUCGAGAUUAGCGACGGUGACAACGAUGGCAAGCGCGACACACGGGAGCAAGAGCCGGACGAGAUGGAGGACGACAACGACGUUGACGAGCUCGAGCGGAGCCGAAUCAGCAGUAGCAGCGCCAGGCGGCGACGAACGGUUGACCAGUUCCGGGACGAUGCCGACGAUGCUGCUGGUGGUGCCGCCACCGACGUGGCCACAGACAACGACGACGACGAUGACGACCCAACAGCGCAUGCGAACAAGUCACUGCCGCCGGCUCUGUUAGCACGAUUGCUGCAUCACUUCUUCCAGAACCCAAACGGGACAGCGACGCGGUUGACGCAAGACGCACACGCAUCGGUCAACAAGUAUAUGGAGAUUUUUAUUCGUGAGGCGGUGGCGCGGUCCGUGGCCGAGCGUGGCAACGGGGCGUUUCUGGAUAAGGUUGCUGGCCAGCUGAUUAUGGACAUGUAA